Molecule: messenger RNA, 910 nt
Organism: Rhodamnia argentea
Lineage: Eukaryota; Viridiplantae; Streptophyta; Magnoliopsida; Myrtales; Myrtaceae
Product: cytochrome c6, chloroplastic
Exons: 6
Coding region: 108-668 (186 amino acids)
Molecular function (GO): heme binding; iron ion binding; electron transfer activity
Source: RefSeq, a predicted model, not a curated record
AGACAGAUUGUGUCACGUGAGGGUCACGUGUUGGAGCUAGAAAUCUUGAUUUCUCCAUAGCCAGACAGAACUCCUCAAGCAGCAGACUCGCAGCUGGAGAGAGAGUGAUGCAGCUUCUUCAAUGCUCCUCGUCUGGUUCUACCAACAUUACUCCUCGUUUCCUCGCGAACAAGCGCACUGUGGUCGCGGGAGGAAUGCGAGGAGGCGGAGGGCCGGGAAGAGACGGAGACGAAGCUCCUCGGGACCUCAAGCGAGCUGGUUUCCUCGGGGCCGCCGUUGCUCCGCCUCUCGUCGCCGCGGUCGUUGCCUUGUCUCCUCUCUGUCUCUCUCCAGUGUCACUUGGUCAAACUGCCGAUAUUCAAAGAGGAGCAGUAUUGUUUCGUCGGGCAUGCAUUGGAUGUCACGAUUCUGGUGGGAACAUAAUACAGCCAGGUGCAACACUGUUCAUGAAAGAUUUACAAAGAAACGGAGUCGACACGGAAGAGGAGAUCUACCGGGUUACCUACUUUGGCAAAGGAAGAAUGCCAGGCUUUGGUGAGAACUGCACCCCAAGAGGGCAAUGCACGUUUGGACCCCGAUUGCAGGAGGAGGAGAUCAAGGAACUAGCCAAGUUUGUAAAGUUGCAGGCUGAUCAAGGUUGGCCUAAGAUAGAAAUUGGAGAAGAUUGAUUGUUGCAUGAUUGUAUUAUUUAUGUACAAUGACAGAUCAUUAUCUAGGCCCAUCUGUUGAGUUGAAGCCUUUUCUUUCCCUUCUCCCUAUUCCCCAACCAAGAAUUGUAAAGAAAAUGUUGGAUUCAGCACUCUUGCUUCCAUGAAAUUGGAAAAAGAAGGACGGCAUAGUUACCUGACAGAGAGAUUUAUGAUGUCGAGAAAGCUGGCAGAUGAAAUGAAUAAGAUGCUCAUCCUCGCAU